AUGAGCACGGAUAGCCAGAGCAAACGGCUGCCAUUUCUGCCAGCUGUCAACCGUUGGGCGAGCAACUCCGUACAAAGAGCGCCCAUCCUCGACUCCCCUCACAGGAGCCACAUACCCCGGAUUCUCGAUAGGACACCGUCGAUCAUGGCUGACGACCGCAAGGAAACCGCCGUCGAGCACUCGGCUGACUCCAAGGAGUUUGCUCACAACGUCGACGACGUUGACAAUGGCCCCGUCGGCUCACCGGCUCGUCCCGCUGGCUGGAUGUACAAGGGCUUCACGCCCUUUGGCCGCAAGAUGGAGCUUUGGUAUGCAUCGCCCAAGGUUCAGCUGCUCAUGAUCUCGUUCGUCUGCUUCCUCUGCCCUGGCAUGUUCAACGCCCUCAACGGUCUUGGUGGCGCUGGCCUCCCGCCUGAGAAGGCUUACGUCGGUGCCAACUGCAGUGUCGCCCUGUAUUCCACAUUUGCCGUCUUUGGUUUCUUCGCUGGUACUAUUACCAACCGUCUCGGUCUCCGUCCUUCUCUUGCCUUUGGUGGCAUCGGCUACUGCAUCUAUGCCGCUUCCUUCCUCUCUUACAAGCACACCGCCAACGAGGGCUUCGUUUACUUUGCUGGUGCUUUCCUUGGUGUUUGCGCCGGUAUUCUCUGGUGCGCCCAAGGUGCUAUCAUGAUGGCCUACCCUCGCGAGGAAGCUAAGGGUCGUUACAUCUCCAUCUUUUGGAUCAUCUUCAACUUUGGUGGUGUUAUCGGAUCUCUCAUUCCUCUCGCCCAGGCUGUCAACGACAAGUUUUCUGACCAAGCCUCUGAUGGUGUCUACGUCGCCUUCAUCAUCCUAAUGGCUAUCGGCGCCGCGCUUUCCUUCGGCCUCUGCAACGCCGACAAGGUUGUUCGUGAGGACGGCAGCAAGGUUAUUGUGAUGAAGAACCCUACCUGGGCGUCUGAGCUUCGCGGUCUCUGGGACACCCUGUACCAGCAGCCCUGGAUUCUUCUGCUGUUCCCCAUGUUCUUCUGCUCCAACAUCUUCUACACCUACCAGAACAACGGUGUCAACGCCGUUGCCUUCAACGCCCGUACUCGAGCUCUCAACGGCCUUCUUUAUUGGCUUGCCCAAAUUGUUGGUGCUGUUAUCAACGGUUUCGCCCUCGACUACAAGGGCGUAAGGCGCUCUACGCGCGCGCGCUUGUCUCUUAUCUUCCUCAUCGCCUGCACCUUCGGAAUCUGGGGUGGUGGCUGGGCUUGGCAGAAGGCCCAGCCUACACGACAGUGGUAUGCUGCCAACCCCAAGGCCCCCAAGCUUGACUGGUCCGACGGCGGCGAGUUCCUCGGCCCCAUGUUCCUGUACUUCUUCUACGGCAUGUACGACGCCAUCUGGCAGACUUGCAUCUACUGGUACAUGGGUGCGCUGUCCAACUCUGGUCGCAAGGCCGCCAAUCUGGCUGGUUUUUACAAGGGUAUCCAGUCUGCCGGUGCUGCCAUUUUUUGGCGUUUGGACGGCCUCCAGCUGCCUUUGAACACUAUUUUCGGCGCCACUUGGGGCUGCCUCGGCGCCUCUCUUCUCAUCGCUGCCCCCGUCAUCUUCAUGCGCAUCCAGGACCACGUUUCUGUCGAGGAGGAUCUCAAGUUCUCUGAUGAGACGCUUGAGGAUGUUAUUGCCGUCCCCGAGAAGCGCGUUGACCACGAGGCCUGA
Molecule: messenger RNA, 1686 nt
Organism: Cordyceps militaris CM01
Lineage: Eukaryota; Fungi; Ascomycota; Sordariomycetes; Hypocreales; Cordycipitaceae
Product: Major facilitator superfamily transporter
Exons: 3
Coding region: 1-1686 (561 amino acids)
Source: RefSeq, a predicted model, not a curated record